AUGGCCUGGGGCCGCAGCCAGAACCUCUCCACAUUCGUCCUACUGGGCUUCCCGGGGCCACGGGGCCUGCAGACCUGGCUCUUCCUCCUCUUCCUGGUCGCGUAUGUGCUCACGGUGGCCGGGAACCUGGCCAUCAUCUCCCUGGUCGGGGCGCACCGGCGCCUCCAGACGCCCAUGUACUUCUUCCUCUGCAACCUCUCCUUCCUGGAGAUCUGGUUCACCACGGCCUGUGUGCCCAAGGCCCUGGCCACGUUCGCCUCGCACAGUGGAGCCAUCUCCUUGGCCGGCUGCGCGGCGCAGAUGUACUUUGUCUUCUCGCUGGGCUGCACCGAGUACUUCCUGCUGGCCGCGAUGGCUUACGACCGCUACCUGGCCAUCUGCCUGCCGCUGCGCUACGGCAGCACCAUGACGCCUGGGCUCUCCGCCCGCCUCGCUCUGGGCUCCUGGCUGUGCGGCUUCUCCGCCAUCACCGUGCCCGCUGCCCUCAUUGCUCGCCUCUCCUUCUGCCGCUCCCACGUCAUCAACCACUUCUUCUGUGACAUCGCGCCCUGGAUCGUGCUGUCCUGCAGCGACACGCGGGGUGUGGAGCUGGCGGCCUUCGGCAUUGCCUUCUGUGUCAUCCUGGGCUCCUGCUUUGUCACGCUGCUCUCCUACGCCUACAUCGUUGCCACCAUCAUCAGGAUCCCGUCGGCCCGGGGCCGGCACAGAGCCUUCUCCACCUGCUCCUCCCAUCUCACCGUGGUCCUCAUCUGGUACGGCUCCACCAUCUUCCUGCAUGUGAGGACCUCGGUGGAGAGCUCGCUGGACCUGACCAAGGCCGUCACGGUGCUGAACACCGUUGUCACUCCCGUGCUGAACCCCUUCAUAUACACCCUGAGGAACAAGGACGUCAGGGAGGCUCUGCGGAGGUCGGUGCAGCGGAAAUGA
Panthera uncia (snow leopard) is the source of this 927-nucleotide messenger RNA. RefSeq names its product olfactory receptor 287. The transcript has a single exon. The record is from RefSeq and is a predicted model, not a curated record. Lineage: Eukaryota; Metazoa; Chordata; Mammalia; Carnivora; Felidae. Gene Ontology annotation, molecular function: G protein-coupled receptor activity; olfactory receptor activity. The coding region runs from base 1 to 927 and encodes 308 amino acids. Gene Ontology annotation, biological process: G protein-coupled receptor signaling pathway. Gene Ontology annotation, cellular component: membrane.